AUGUCGGCCGCCACGCCGCAACCAUCCUCUCGAAGGGGGAAAGCCGGACGUCAUCGCUCUGCUAACUUUUCAAGGGGAAAAGACGGCGCAGCCAACAAGCCCAACAAUACUGCGAGGCAAAGCGACAAGUCCAGUGAGCCUAAUGGCAAACCAGAGGGUCAGAAACCCGCCAAGUCCAAGGCGCAGAAUGACGGCGAGAAGCUGGUAGUGAGACGCCUGCCGCCAGGCAUGACCGAGGAGGAGUUUGUGACCAUUCUUGGGUCCGAAUGGGAAGUCGACAAGGGCAAGGUGGACUGGUUCGACUUUGUGGCCGGCGGUAUCUCCAAAGAUCUGUCGAAGCCACCCACGCCAGGUCGUGCAUAUCUCCAUCUCAUGCGCAAGGAUGAUAUCAUGCCACUGAAUGAUGCCGUGCGCUCCAAGACCUGGGAAGAUGCUAAGAACACCUUCACCAACACUUCACUAGUCGGACCGCCGAGUGUCGAGUUCUGCCUCUACAAAAAGGUCCCUGGUGCAAAGAAGCGUGUGGACUCGCGACAGGGUACCAUUGAUCAGGAUCCCGAGUUCCAGGCUUUCCUCGAAUCGCUUGCCAACCCGGUCCAGACCAAGGACGUGGAGGCAGAAUUCGAGGAAUCCGACAAGGCCGAUGCCAAGGUUACUUCAACACCGCUCGUGGAAUUCCUCAAGGAGAAGAAGGCCAAGAGCAAGGAAAAUGCCAAGAAAAACGCCAAGGGCGAAGGAAAAAGCAAAGGAACAGCCAAGGAUGACGACCAACCUAAGAAGAAGGGCAAGGCCAACAAGGAAGACAAGGUCGAAGCACCCAAGGAGCCGGUCAAGAUCUUGACCAAGAAAGCUGCCAGCGAGCAGGCCGCAGAAGCUGCCAAAGCAGCUGCCGGCCAAAUCAACGGCGCUGGCAACAAUGAUGGACCCAAGAGUCGCCGCGCUGGCAUUGCUGCGGCCGCCCGUCUGCUCCAACGCGACCUAGGCCUUAGUCCGGGUAGUGCCCAUAGGAAGGCGCGUCAGGAGGCAGCCAAGGCUGGCGCCGACAGCAAGACAGACACCAAGGCUGAGGCCGCCGAGAGCAGCGCCAGCGUGGGUGCUGCCAAAGCGACGACUGCGAACCGACCUGCCUCGCCCGCCCCUUCUUCAGACGGUGGCGCCAGCAAGAACAGCAAUGCUGCUGGCGGCAAGUCGCAGCAAAACCGCAGGACCCGCGGGGCCAAGGGCAAGGCGGCGGAACAGCAAGCCACGUUGAACCCGGCCAACCCGCCCAUGAUUCUCAAGAAAAAGCCAGACGGAGCGGCUGGCACCGCUGAACUACAACCCGAGACACCGAGUGAAGAUUCCAACGUACCCGCUAAGUCUUCCGCCGCAGCGACUAAAGCGAACGGUCCAAAGGCCUCGCAGCAACGGAAAGCGGCGCCUGCGAGUGGGCAAGAGUCCACCCGCGCCUUUGUCAAGCACGCAAACCCGUCGCAGGGCGUGACGGAUGCCGCCCUCAAGCAGAGUCUAGAGGCAUUCGGACCUGUGACCUUUGUCGAAAUGGACAAGCGCAAGGGCUUCGCCUACGUCGAUUUCGCCGAUCGUGAGAGUCUUGCCAAGGCCAUCGCCGGUAGCCCCGUUGCCGUGGGCCAGGGCACUGUGCAGGUCCUGGAGCGCAAGGAGAAGAAGCCCCAGAACCAGCAACAGAGUACACCAGCGGCGGAGGGGAGUGCUCCCAAGGCCGAAAAAGCUCAGGGUCGUGGUCGACGAGGCCGCGGCGGGGGCAACAAGAACGCUGCUGGCGAGAAGGCGGCGGCAGCCGCAGGUGAGGCCUCGUCGGCCGCUGCUCCAGCAGGAAACGGAGGAUGA
Emericellopsis cladophorae is the source of this 1848-nucleotide messenger RNA. Its product is annotated as Regulator of nonsense transcripts-like protein. The transcript has 3 exons. Lineage: Eukaryota; Fungi; Ascomycota; Sordariomycetes; Hypocreales; Bionectriaceae. Gene Ontology annotation, biological process: positive regulation of translation; nuclear-transcribed mRNA catabolic process, nonsense-mediated decay. Gene Ontology annotation, molecular function: mRNA binding. The record is from RefSeq and is a predicted model, not a curated record. The coding region runs from base 1 to 1848 and encodes 615 amino acids. Gene Ontology annotation, cellular component: nucleolus; cytoplasm.